This is a messenger RNA of Esox lucius (northern pike), 1600 nucleotides long. It is a transcript of the gene inka1a, whose product is annotated as inka box actin regulator 1a. NCBI's taxonomy places the organism in Eukaryota, Metazoa, Chordata, Actinopteri, Esociformes, Esocidae. The transcript is spliced from 4 exons. Gene Ontology annotation, cellular component: nucleus. Gene Ontology annotation, molecular function: protein kinase binding; protein serine/threonine kinase inhibitor activity. Bases 430 to 1479 code for a protein of 349 amino acids. The record is from RefSeq and is a predicted model, not a curated record.
UCCGACAGCUGUGCAUGCGCAACAUUGACUUUAAGGGAAGAUUUUAUUAAGCAUUUGUGGAAUAAUGUACAAUUGGAUGCCACGUGACCUAUCAAAUUUGUAACUUGUGAAGGUGACUUAGAAAUUAAUUAAAUGGGGUAAUUGUGAGUGGUUCAAACACUGUCUAUGCCCGGUCAACCCUGUUUGAUUUGGACUGUGAUGGUUGGUGUGCACCAGUUGUUCCCUGUGAGUUGGCGGGAGAAGAAAUUAGAGUAUACUCUUCAGUGUGUCACAGCAGAAUUUGAAUGAAGGUACACUGCACUCUGAAAUACACGGAUAACAUUGUAUCAAUAUCCUGUGCCUUGAACUUCUGUGCACCUAAGAAACUUCAAUCCUCCUGUAGAUCCCACUACAGAGAAGUUGCCAGAAGAUUUGUUGGACAUUGUUAAAAUGAAACAACCAAGACAGGCUUGGUGUGGAUAUGCAAUAUUGAAACCAGUUAAUGAACAGCUGUGUCUGCGUGACUCUGGCGACUGCCUGCGGGAGCAGAUGCAGUACAUGAUGAGAUCCUUGCAGGACCUGAAACACCUGAGGAGGACCUGCCCUGCAGCCACGCCUGUUGCCCCUGCCGCCCGUGCCGCCGUCACCCCUGCCCCCGCCCUUGUCCACCGCUCUGCCGCGGCUCGGGCCUGCCACCAGAGGGCGCUGCAGCGGGAGCGUCGCACCCACCUGCGCAUUUCUGACGCCAGUACGGCCAGCUCCUACGACUCAGCCUGCUGUCUGGCCAGUCCGCUGGAGGAGGACGAGGAUGCAGGAGGCCAUCUGGGUCUGACCUCCCCCAGCAGUGACAGGAGCCUGGAGUUUGACUCCGGCUACUCCGAGGCCUCCUGGCAGGAUGAGGGUGUGGUGCUCAGGAGGACCAGGAAUGUACGUGUGUCCUCCUCCGCCUGCCUCCGUACCAACCGGGCCUCCAGUGGCCGGGUACGGCCCAAAUCCACGUCCGAUGCCUGCCUAGAAACGUGGACCUCAUUCGAGGCCGGUGACCCGGAUGACUGGACCACGUCGCUGCUAACACAAGGUCGGAACAGACAACCUCUUGUGCUGGGGGACAACAGCUUUGCUGACCUCAUACAGAACUGGAUGGAGCUACCGGACAGCCCUGAACCAGCAGAACUGAAGCCCAGUGCGGGACGCAGGCUGGCCCGAGGAUUCUUGGUAAACAUGAGGCAGAAAAUAGCUGGGAUGUCAAAGAGUGUCGAGGGGAGGGUGAGGAUGAGGUCCUCGGACUCUUCUGCACACGUGAAUCGAGCCGCUUUGGCUCCCAAACGACUCUCUUGUCCACUCGGGGUGCAGACCCCGGCAGCACGUCAGUCACCCUUCUUCCACCAGUCCCACUCUGGCCUGCAUGAACUAGACACAGACUUCUACCAGUUUACUGCCCUCAUGAAGACUGGCAGCAGACAACCUAUUAUCUGUAAUGACAUUAUCGGCUACAUCUGACUCCCGGUCAGCCACAGCCAUACUAUCGUGAUAAACAAUGGACAAUGCCCAAAGUCACUUUUUUUUAUAUGAUCUGUGUUUUGGUUAUAAGCUGCCAUGAAUAAAACAUUGUAUGAUUUCA